Ascoidea rubescens DSM 1968 is the source of this 1078-nucleotide messenger RNA. RefSeq lists its product as uncharacterized. NCBI's taxonomy places the organism in Eukaryota, Fungi, Ascomycota, Saccharomycetes, Ascoideales, Ascoideaceae. The transcript has a single exon. The record is from RefSeq and is a predicted model, not a curated record. Gene Ontology annotation, biological process: double-strand break repair via single-strand annealing; mitotic recombination; double-strand break repair via homologous recombination. Gene Ontology annotation, cellular component: nucleus. Bases 109 to 957 code for a protein of 282 amino acids.
CGGAUAUUUGACAGCCGUCUACCUCUGUCGGAGUGCGAUGCACACGUGACAUGCCGGCUUUAGAAGCAAAGCAGAAGCAGCAGAAGCAGCAGCAGAACAAGAAACAGUAUGGCUGUCUCCAGCUCCAGAAUCACAACGCUUUCUCAGCAGCACACGCAGAAGGAGUACCAGCUCACACACGACCCGAUAACUGUCCUUUUCCCUGAUCUUUCUGACGACUUCUUCUUUCACGACCCAAACGACCCAGACGACCCAGACGAUGCUGCUGCUGAUACUGACGAUUCCAGGUUCAAUUGCCAUUUGUUGACUCCAUGGUCCUUCAGUGGAAUGGACCAGUUUACCGCUGGUUUGAAGGCAAUCCGGGCCAGAAAAUCGUAUUUUGCCUCUUCCAUCACAAAUAUUCCCUACCACAGAUUGAUCAACUUAGCGAAUCGCACUUUUGGCUUUGACGGAUGGUCAACAGAAAUAGUGCCUGGUUCCUUCAGCUUGAUUACGCUAGACACUGUUUUGGCUCAAUUCGAAGACAACGACAAAAACUUUAUCGAAAAUUAUUACAAUAAUCUCAACAAUAACAUCAUAAAAAACGAGUCUGAUUUGGAUUUCGACAUCGAUUUAAAUCAAGAAUGUCGUGCUGCUAACACCGAAAGAACUCUUCACAACACUGCCAUCAACAACGAUAACGCUGACCCAGACUCAGGUGUCGACAAAAAAUACGCCUACAAUGUAAAGACAUCCAUCACUGUCAAGAUUACACUAAGUGAUGGCUUUUAUCAUCAAUCUAUCGGUUAUGGCCAGGCUCAAAAUUAUCCUUCAAAACCACUAGCUCUUCAAAAAUCAAAAAAAGAGUCUGUGACAAAUGCAAUCAAGGCCUGUUUUGCCGAUUUUCCCUUGAUUUUUCAAACGUAUCGGAGCGAGUUGCUAGAUGAAAUCUUUCACGAACCAAUUAGCUCAAAAUAAUUCAUUUCAAAAAUUCAUUUGCUUCUCUUUAAAUUUGCCUAAUCUUAAAGAUCCGUCACGGUGGAAUAUUUUAUCAUGCAUAUUCAUGCUCCUUAUGCGUCUUCCAUCAAACAAAAAAUUA